CGAUGCUAAAUAUACACGACACAUGUGAAAAGUCAAGGACGUACGACGAAGGACGGGGUCAUUUAUUGCACUGCUUCACCGCCGCCGCGCCCCAGAUCCAGUGAUGGUAUCACAUCACUGUCAAACAGAUUUUAUUGUCUCCCUCAUCAGCAAGCUUCCCUCCAGGCUCCAAGAGACCUCGGUUUACAACCAACAAAGUAAUCUAAUCUUUAGUUUGUCAUGUUUGUCAUGUUUGUUGUGUUGUAUUUACAACGGUCGUGUGAUGGUGAGAGAAUGAGGAGAGGUCUUCUAAAUUCUCCAGUCUGAACUGAGGAGGUAAACUGACUGUUGUAACUCUGAGUGUGACUGUCACUGUGAGCUGUGAGAGUGUGGCUGUGUGUUCAAGAGAGCUUCCAACAAGUUAUGCUGUGGAGAAUUCAAGACUGCUCUCGGGAAAUUGGAGGUUUUCAAGAUAUGAUGAAAGACAUGGUCAUCUCAGACUAAUUUAUCUUCAAAAUAAAAAAUAAAAAGCCUUGAUUUUCUGAGGAAUAUAAUACUCUGCGGGUGUGAAACCAAGUUCACGGUAACUAUGGAUUCCGGAGAAAUAGCUCGGCCCGCAAAGCUGAAGACAAACUUCUUCAAUAAAACUGACACUGACUACACGUCAGAUGAGUCAUCAGCCCUUCUUGGCGGCCCUAUUGCCGUCCCCCCUGAGAGUAAAUACACGCCUCGUCAAGAACCAACAACCAGCGGGAAGACUUCAUCCUUUGGAGCUGUCUUCAUCGUUGUGAAUGCAUGUAUAGGGGCAGGGUUGCUUAACUUCCCCGCGGCCUAUCAAGCUGCCGGUGGGAUAGCUGUUGGCACCAGCAUGCAACUUGGUUUUCUACUGUUUAUCAUUGCAUCCCUAUUGGUGCUGGCCGUCUGUGCCGACGUUCGGAACUCCAACUCUUACCAAGACAUCAUACAGUCUAUGUGCGGAACUACAGGAAACAUAGCAUGCACAAUCUGUAUCAUCAUCUACUGCUUUGGGACUUGUGUCACAUUCUUCAUCAUUAUUGGAGAUCAGUUGGAUAGCAUAUUAGCUUUUAUUACUCAUGACGACGACAAGCAUGGUCAUUGGUAUACAGACCGUAGGUUCACAAUCACCAUCUUGGCUGUUUUUGUCAUCUUACCUCUCUGCCUCCCAAAGGAUAUCAGCAUCUUGAAGUGGCCAAGUUCAGUUGGUGUCUUAGGAACUAUAUAUGUAGCCGCAGUAGUGGUUGCUAACUACUACUUACUCCCAGCCAAUGCAGCAACGCACAUUGUUACAAAACCUACAUCGUGGACUGAUGUGUUUGCUGCUAUACCUACAAUAUGCUUUGGUUUUCAGUGCCAUAUUAGCGCAGUACCAGUUUAUGCCAGUCUGAAGAAACGGACAGUCAGCCAGUUUGCACUGGUAAUCACUGGUGCCCUCGUCAUAGCAUCGGUGACCUACAUACUGACUGGUAUAUAUGGAUCGCUUACAUUCGGCGACCAAGUGGAGUCGGAUGUGUUGCUGUCUUAUGACGCGGGAAACGUCACGGUGACGGUUGCCAGAGCGAUGAUUUUAUGCAAUAUGUUAACGUCAUAUCCAAUUCUGCACUUUUGCGGCAGACUAGCGAUAGAAACAGUGUACACCACAGCAAGAGGGUUAUCUCCUGCUGAAGCUGCACAUAAGGAGACCCCAAGGAGGAUUAUUGAGACGACAUCGUGGUUUGUCUUAUCCCUCUUAUUGGCUCUCUUUGUUUCUUCCAUCGGGAGUGUCAUCUCGGUCAUUGGUGGCCUGGCUGCCGUCUUUAUUCUUGUCUUCCCUGGUCUCUGUUUGGUCCAGUAUGCGUUGACCACUACAUCAGUGAUGGGCAGUAGGACACUAACGUGGUGCCAAAUUGGACUUGGUAUCAUCUUCAUUGCCAUGGGUGUCUUCAUGUUAGGGGAGAGUGUGACGGCAGCAAUAAUCAAGGAUGUCGUGAAAAUGGACUGAAGAGGAACUGCGUCAACCUUUUAAGAGGCCAUCUCAUCAAAUUUUGUUCAUGGUGAACUUUAAGGAACGUUACAGAAUUGGUAAGAGACACAAAUAUCGUGAAGAUCACAGAUUUACAUAAAACUUACCCGUUCUUAUGCUGAUGAUAAUCGAAAACAUCCGUUGAAAUAUUUCUGUCUGAAAUUUCAUAUUUGAUGAGAACAAAUAAUCUAAUUUUGCAUUUGGAGUUUAUCGCUC
Asterias rubens (European starfish) is the source of this 2215-nucleotide messenger RNA. RefSeq names its product putative sodium-coupled neutral amino acid transporter 7. Gene Ontology annotation, biological process: amino acid transmembrane transport. NCBI's taxonomy places the organism in Eukaryota, Metazoa, Echinodermata, Asteroidea, Forcipulatida, Asteriidae. The coding region runs from base 569 to 1978 and encodes 469 amino acids. The record is from RefSeq and is a predicted model, not a curated record. Gene Ontology annotation, molecular function: amino acid transmembrane transporter activity. The transcript has 8 exons.